UGAAAAGGGUACCAAAAUAAAAAAAAAAACCAUAAUUUAAAACUAGAAAAAGAUUAUUGUGUAGAAAAAAAUUAAUGAGUGUCAAAGUCACUAUAAGAAUAAAGGAAUACGCUUAAAUGUACUGCUGACAGCUACCAAUAUGUUUAUUACAUGUUUGCGAAUAUCGUAGUAGUGCUUAAUUGUAUGCAAAUACCCGCACAUAAUUUGUGGUAAGACAAGUUGCAGCAAUGCGGUGAAACUCAGCCCUUAUAUCAUAUACCGGUCACCGAACAUUGCGGUCAUGGAAUCAUCGCGGAUAGCGAGAACAAAUUUAAGUUGUUCGGUUGGAAAGAGAAUUGACAGGUACGGACGUCAGGCCAGAAGUAGUAAUGGUAUGUGGUCGAUUUCAAAUGGUGACACAAACUGGAGUAGCAAAGCAAAAUCUCCAUGUGUGUUGAUCAACGAAUAUACAGCUCAUAGCUCUGUACACGGUGUGCGCUAUAUGACCAAUGCUAAUCCGUUGGAGAAAAUAUUUUGGUUGAUUAUGUUGGCGAUUUGCGGAAUGUCCGCUUGUUAUAUAGCUUCUAAAUUAUGGCUUCGAUAUCGAGCUGUUCCAACAAUAUUAGCGGUCAAAGAUACUCACGUACCACUUUAUCAGUUUCCAUUUCCUUCGAUUACUGUUUGUCCAGCAAUAAAAGUAAAGAAAACAGUAGGAUUUAAUUAUCUCUCUAAAUACGUUAACGUGGAAAAUGAUACAAUUCGAGCACAAGUGGAACAUAUAAUGAGUGCGUUAUCAAUGAUGCAACAACCUACUUAUUUUCGAAUGGAAUAUCAUAUUAAUUUAUCCAAAACUAUAUUUCGUUUUUUUAAAAAUGUGAAUGUGACUGAUUUUAUGUUAGCAACAUUACCAACAUGUGAUGAAAUUUUGGGCUUAUGUAAAUGGCAUGGACAACGAAUGAAUUGUUGUGAAGUGUUCUCUCUUCAAAGGACAGAGGAAGGAUUUUGUUAUUCAUUUAAUUCGUUGACUUCUGAAAGAGGAAAACAUUGUCCGUUGUCAGAAGUACUUGAAAAUGAAGGUAUAGUAGAAGAGGAUAAUAUUAUGUAUCCUGGAUGUCAACUUCGAAGAAACACUGCAGUCGGUACAGUUACUGGUUUAGAGGUGUUUCUUCGAGCAGUUAAUUCUUCGGAAUCUUUAGGAAUGGAACAACGUGAUGUCGAUGGAGCAAAGGUAUUAGUGCAUACUUCCUACCAGUUUCCGAGUGCUGGUGACGGUUUGUGGCUUGAUUCUGUACAAGGUCGGCGAUUAAGUAUAAUGGUCUUACCUGAUAUCACUGUUACAAGCAAAAAUGUCAAAGAAGUUGAUGUAAAUCAUCGGGACUGUGUAUUUCCAGAUGAAAGAGAAUUGUAUAUAUAUCAUGUAUACACUCAAAGUUCUUGUUAUAUACAAUGCCGUUUAGAAUAUGUUUUGUAUCAAUGUGGCUGUCAUUUAUACUUCUUCAUUACUCCAAAUGAUGGAUACCCUGUUUGCGGUAUUCCUGAUUUUGAAUGUGUACUACAUGCGACAAGACAUUUGAGAUUGUUAACUCCUCCUAUAGGAACAUUAGGUUUCGAACCUAAACUUCUUCACCAUUCUCUAAAUUGUACACAUUGUCGGCCCACUUGUUAUGAAACGACAUACCAACUAGAAAUAAAUUAUUCUUUGGAUCAAAAUCCACUAGUAUGGAAAUAUUUUGGUUAUCUAGAUGUUGCGUACAUUAAUUUAGGAGCUACUAAGUAUCAAAGAGAUAUUACAUUUGUUUGGACAGAUCUUUUGGUAGCUUUGGGUGGUGUUGCUAACUUAUUUUUAGGAUUUAGUAUACUUAGUGUUGUUGAGUUUGUUUAUUGGGCGUUGAAAAUAUUCGUCAAUACAGUCAUUGGAUUUUCAAAUAAUGUAAAGUGUAGUUGGUUGGUUAUAGUGUUAUUAAGUUUUUUUUGUGCUAGUUUUUUAGUAAAUACAAUGUGGCUGAAGUUCAGUGCUUCUCCGACAGUAACCGCGGUAAAAGAUACACAUUUAGCGUUAUAUCUAAUUCCAUUUCCAGCUGUAAGUGUUUGUCCUAUAGACAAAAUAAAACGAUCAUUGGCUUACGAAUACAUUGCUGAAAGAAUUAACGAUACGUACAAUGAAGCUGAACUUGAUAAUUUUUUAAACGCUUUAACAUUUUUUCAGCAUCCAGUUUAUAGCAGAAUGAUUCCUUAUCUAAACGGAUCAAAAAACUUAAUAUAUAAGUUGGCUAGCAUCAAUAUAACAGAAUUUAUGUUGAAGGUAUUGCCGACUUGUGAUGAGGUGUUCAACGCAUGUUAUUGGAUUGGCCAUUUUUAUAAAUGUUGUGAAUUAUUUAGUUUACAAAGAACAGAAGAAGGUUUUUGUUAUUCAUUUAACUCUCUUAACUCAAUCGAUGCAAUUCAUUGCCCGGAAACAAAUCCUAUAGAUAUAGAACAAAAUUUAUUUACAAAUAGAAGUAAUUGGGACUGUAUUCUAAAACGAAAUACAGCGGCUGGGUCAACAACGGGAUUACAAUUAUUUUUUAAAAAGUUAAAUGAAUCUGAACGAUUAAUAAAUGCUUCUUAUAUAAUAGGUCCAUCGUCAGUGAGGGUUCAAAUAUUUUAUGUAACCGAAUAUCCAGAAUCUGGUAUGGGUAGUGUUGUUCUCGCAGAAACAAAAAAUAAACUUAGUAUCACAUUAAAACCUUACGUUACCAUUAGUACGGAUGCUAUAAGAAAACUACCAAUUGAGGAUAGAUUUUGUUAUUUUCCUGAUGAACAACAGCUAAGUAUAUCAAAAUCAUAUACCCAAAAGUCGUGCUUGAUAGAAUGUCGCUUGAAUUAUAUAAAUGAAAAGUGUCACUGUCGUCCAUACUACUACAACAUGCUUGGUAAGAAUAAUUUUUGUGAACAAAAUAAUCGUAUUCCAAUAUGUAACUCGACACAGCUUUUAUGUAUAGCUCUACACAAUAGUGAAUUACGUUUCUAUAGUCCACCAAUAGGAAAUAUUCGAGGGUUUAUGCAAGGAGAGGUACUCUCUCCGCUUAAUUGUUCACAAUGUCUACCUACAUGCCAUGAAAGCGUUUAUGAUGUGGAUGUAGAUUCUUCAUACGAUUCUCAACAGUUAUCGAGAGAGAGCUACGGGUCCGUAGACAUAUUUUACAAAAACGAAGGCGCAGUAAAAUAUCAACGGGACGUAACGUUUGGAUGGAUUGAUCUACUAGUGUCAUUUGGAGGUAUUGCUGGUCUUUUUUUGGGAUUCAGUCUAUUGACUAUAAUUGAAUUUCUUUACUGGGGCGUCAAACUACUCAUUUAUCACUGUGCAACUCAUUGUUUUAUACAGAAAAAAGUUUCUCCAAAAUGAUAUAAUUAUAACAAAUAGUUAAUAGUGUUAUUUUUCAAUUAAGCAUAGUUAUUAUUAAAAACUAAAUUUAAAGAAUUAAAGUAGUAAAUAUUAUAAAAAAUUCAUACUUAGACCAGCAAUACAUAAAUACUUAAUUCAAAAAUAAAAAAAAAUUAUAGUAGAAUUAGUUAAA
Messenger RNA from Daktulosphaira vitifoliae (grape phylloxera), 3536 nucleotides. RefSeq lists its product as uncharacterized. The transcript has 14 exons. Bases 281 to 3364 code for a protein of 1027 amino acids. The record is from RefSeq and is a predicted model, not a curated record. Gene Ontology annotation, cellular component: membrane. Gene Ontology annotation, molecular function: ligand-gated sodium channel activity. Gene Ontology annotation, biological process: sodium ion transmembrane transport. Lineage: Eukaryota; Metazoa; Arthropoda; Insecta; Hemiptera; Phylloxeridae.